AUGACAGGAGGUCAGCCAAAAUUGGGUACAGCUGUACAAACCGAUAUCACCGAUCUUACCGAAUUCACUGAUUCUACCGAGUGCGCCGAGCUUAUGGGAUCUACCGAGGAAGCCGAGGAAGCCGUGCAAACCGUGCAAACCGUGCAAGUCAUGCAAGUCAUGCAAACCAGACAAACCAGACAAACACAAUAA
Penicillium brevicompactum is the source of this 192-nucleotide messenger RNA. RefSeq lists its product as uncharacterized. The record is from RefSeq and is a predicted model, not a curated record. Lineage: Eukaryota; Fungi; Ascomycota; Eurotiomycetes; Eurotiales; Aspergillaceae. Bases 1 to 192 code for a protein of 63 amino acids. The transcript has a single exon.